AUGGCUAAGACGACUUUCGGUGUAUGUUGCAUGAAGAAGAAGAUGAAUUCAGACUCCAUGGCAGAGCUGCUCAAGCGGCUCGAAACGACUGGAAAAUUCAAUAUCGUCCGGUUCGAAGAGCGCAUGAUCCUCAACGAGCCAGUUGAAAAGUGGCCUGUGGUGACGUGCCUUCUUGCGUUCGCCUCCUCUGGCUUCCCCUUAGAGAAGGCCAUUGAAUACCAACGGCUACACAAUCCGCUGGUCGUCAAUGCUCUGGAGGAGCAGAAGCUCCUCACGGAUCGCGUGCACAUGUAUGCGACUCUGAAGCAGGCCGGAAUUCCGUGCCCAAGUCACAUGGUCAUCGACCAUACCACAGCUCAACCGGGCGAUCUGCAGCAGGAUGACGAUAGAAUCAUUUUUCGUGGCAGAACCUUGAGCAGACCCUUCGUGGAGAAACCCCAAGAUGGGGAUGACCAUGAUGUUUGGAUCUACCACUCGACGAAAGAGGGUGGCGGUUGCACAAAGUUGCACCGCAAAAAGAAUGAUCAGUCCAGUGUGCGCGACUUCGAGCAGAAGCGCAUCAGAGAGAAGGGGAUUUUCAUCUACGAGCCCUUCCUCGACACACGUGGUCUCGACAUAAAGGUUUAUGCUGUGGGGCCCAACUACGCUCAUGCAGAGGGCCGAAAGGCUCCCAGCGUGGAUGGCCAGGUGGAGCGGCAGGCAAAUGGCCGCGAAAAACGCUACAACAUAGAACUGACCGAGCAGGAGAAACAGCUGGCCAGCAUGGUGGUCAAGGGCUUCAAGCAGAACGUCUGUGGCUUUGACAUCCUGCGCACUGCUGAUGCUGGCUCUGUAGUCUGCGAUGUUAAUGGAUUUUCGUUCGUCAAGGGCAACCAGAGAUAUUUUGACGACGCGGCAGCGAUCCUGACGGAGCUGCUCACGAAAGCUAAUGACACAAACGGCCAUCCACCCGUCAAGGCCCACCAGCAAAGCUGGCUUAAAGGCCUCGGGAAUUUGUGCAGCUGCUUCUGCCAAUGA
This is a messenger RNA of Symbiodinium pilosum, 1017 nucleotides long. The record is from the annotation of a GenBank genome assembly. Lineage: Eukaryota; Dinophyceae; Suessiales; Symbiodiniaceae.